GUAUGUUACUAUGUUUUACCACUUUUACGUUAUAUUUAAAGACUUAACUUGUAGAUUCUGCAGUUUAAUUGCGUUAUAGGCUGUAUAGAAGUAUCUUUUUCUAACAAUGGAAAAUGGAGUGCCUGCUGAGAAACCACCAGGGACUGCUGUGGAACAGGCAUCUGCUGAGGAAAAUGGAAAACCCACUGAAGAAAAAACGAAAGUAAGGAAAGAUGAAUCAAAAUCUCGUAAAAGACAUCGAUCACGAUCAAGAAGUCGUAAACGAUCGAGAUCAAAAGGACGAAGAUCAAGAUCUCGCAACAGAUCACCGAGGCGCAAAAAAAGUCCUUCACAUAAACGAAGACGAUCAAGAGAAAGAAGAUCGGGUUCAAGAGACAGAAGAAGAAAAAGAUCAAAAGAACGAAGAUCACGUCGUUCCAGAAGUAAAAACAAAAAAAGAGGAAGAAGUGAAAGUUCUUCUGGUAGUGACAGCUCUGAUGCUAAAACCACAACAGUUAAACCAAGCAGUGAAACUACAACAACAGAAUCCACUGCAACAACUACUACUGUAAAUAAUGGAAAUAUUAAAGUGAAAGACGUUAAAACCAGUGAUUCAACUACGAAAGUAAAAACAGAAAAGAGGAAAGCUGAAAGAAAUGAAAGAGAGAAGGAAUCGAGAGAUAAAAAAGACAGAAGAAGAUCACGAUCACCAGAAAGAAGAAGAAGAUCUCGUUCUCCUCAUAGAAGAAGAAGGAGGUCGCGCUCACGUGAAAGACAUCGAUCACGUGACAGAUCACGCCGCUCACGAUCACGAAGAAGAUCUCGUUCUCGUGGUAAAGAUGGAAAAUCAAAAAGUGGAAAUGAUAAAGAUGGAAGAAAAACCGCAUCCAAGUUUAGUGAUGUCAACCCGUUAUCGCAAGACUUCGAGCAAGCGAAGUUGGAAGAUGAGAUGAAGAAGCGAAGGGAGAGAGUUGAAAAGUGGAGGUCGGAGCAAAAGUCCUCCAAUACUGGAGAUGGGAACGAUGAGGAUGAUGAGAAUAAACCGAGAAAAAUUUGGUCGCUUGAAGAUGACGACGAUGAUGAAGAAUUAGAUGGAGAUAAUGAGAACAAAAUGGAUGCAGGAGAUGCUGAAGAUCAGAAGAUGGAUGUUGAGAAGAAGAAAGUUGAAGAAGAAGAAGAAGAAGUUGACCCUCUUGAUGCUUUUAUGAUGGAUUUGACACAAAACAAAAACGACACAAAUAAAUCUGAAAAAGAUGGUCCCCAGGUAAGCAGAAUAACUUCUGUUGCCUCAAAAUCCAACAAAGGGAAAGUUAAAGGGGAAUUAAUGGAAGGAAAUAUGGAUGCAAUGGAAUAUUCAUCUGAAGAAGAAGAAGAGUCGCUCGAUUCAGCUUUCAGUAAAUUCCAAACCAACCGACAACAACCAAAGAAGUUGGAAACCACAAUCGAUCAUUCAAAGAUUCCGUACGAAAAUUUUCGCAAGAAUUUUUAUGUUGAGGUUCCAGAGCUUGCUGCUUUAACCACAGAGCAAGUUGAGGCGAUGAGGUUUGACAUGGAAAACAUUAAAAUUCGAGGAAAAAGUUGUCCAAAGCCCAUACAGUCAUGGGUACAAGCUGGCGUUUCAUACAAGAUGUUAAAUGCGCUGAAAAAAGCAAAUUAUGAGAAGCCGACCGUGAUUCAAGCACAAGCAAUACCAGCUAUUAUGUCCGGGCAUGACUUGAUAGGAAUAGCAAAGACUGGGAGUGGAAAGACAGUUGCGUUCUUGCUGCCGAUGCUUCGGCAAAUUAUGGAUCAACGACCUCUUGAAGAUACAGAAGGACCUAUUGCUGUAAUUAUGACUCCAACUCGAGAGCUUGCGCUACAAAUCACCAAGGAAUGCAAGAAAUUCACAAAAUCUCUUAAACUUCAUGUUGUUUGUGUGUAUGGGGGAACUGGAAUUUCAGAGCAGAUUGCUGAGUUGAAGAGAGGAGCCGAGAUAAUAGUUUGUACACCAGGAAGAAUGAUCGAUAUGUUGACUGUGAAUAACGGUCGCGUUACAAACCUGAGAAGAUGUACAUACCUUGUACUUGAUGAAGCGGACCGUAUGUUUGAUAUGGGGUUUGAACCGCAGGUGAUGCACGUGAUCAACUCUUGUCGACCGGACCGACAAACAGUUCUUUUUUCAGCGACAUUUCCUCGCCAGAUGGAGGCGCUAGCGAGACGUAUAUUGAACAAACCAGUCGAGGUACAAGUUGGAGGAAGGAGCGUGGUUUGUUCGGAUGUCAAGCAACAAGUGUUGAUUUUGACAGAGGAACAAAAAUUCUUGAAACUUCUUGAGUUGCUUGGUCAAUACCAGGAGAAAGGAGCAGUCUUGGUAUUUGUUGAUAAACAGGAACGAGCAGAUUAUCUUCUAAAGGAGUUAAUGGACAAAAGUUAUUCAUGCAUGGCUUUGCAUGGAGGUAUUGAUCAAUACGACCGAGAUUCGAUUAUCAGCGAUUUCAAGAGAGGAGUAAACCAACUGUUAAUUGCGACAUCUGUUGCCGCGAGAGGUCUCGACGUUAAAAAUCUAAUUCUUGUCGUAAACUUCAACUGCCCCAAUCAUUAUGAGGAUUAUGUGCACAGAUGUGGAAGAACUGGACGGGCAGGGAAUAAGGGCUUUGCAUACACCUUUAUCACUCAAGAUCAAGCUAGAUACGCCGGUGAAAUUAUCAAAGCUCUCGAACUCAGCUUAACCAAAGUGCCUCCUGAUCUUGAAAUGUUAUGGAACCAAUUUAAAGAGGAACAAAAAGCGCAAGGAAAGUCAGUAAAAUCCAACAGUGGUUUCACUGGACGGGGUUUCAAAUUUGACGAAACAGAAUAUGUGAUUGCUAAAGAAAGAAAACAAAUCCAGAAAGCUGCGUUGGGAUUGCAGGACUCAGAUGAUGAUGAGGCGGCGGAAGAUAUUGAUGAGCAAAUAGAAUCCAUGUUCAAUAGCAAGAAGAUUGUGAAAGAUGUCCUCGGCUCUAUCAGCAACGCAACUACUGCUCCUGGUGCUGGGGUUAAUGCAAAUAAAGCCAAGUUAGAUGUUGCCAAGCGACUUGCAUCUAAGAUUAACAUGCAGAGGAACCUGGGGGCUGGGGCUCAGGAUGUUAUGCAACAAGCAGCCACCGCAUUAAUGAAAGGUGGCGUCUUCACUGGACCCAAAGUUUCAGCCAAAACCAUCGCAGAACAAAUGGCCGAGAAAAUCAACUUGAAGCUCAACUAUGUACCACAGGAGAAACCAGAUGAGGAGGAAGACGAAUCAAAGAACUCGCUCAAGCGUUACGAGGAAGAAUUAGAAAUUAACGACUUCCCUCAGACAUGCAGAUGGAAGGUUACCUCGAAGGACACUCUCGUUCAAAUCAGUGAAUAUAGUGAAGCAGGAAUUACCAUUAGGGGGCAGUAUUUCCCGAAAGGAAAGCAACCGGGUGAAGAAGAUCGGAAACUUUAUCUCGCUAUCGAAGCGGUUUCUGAGCUUGCUGUACAAAAAGCAAAGAAUGAAGUGACCCGGUUGAUUAAAGAGGAGCUUAUCCGACUCCAAAAUUCUUACCAACCGGUCAACAAGAGCAGAUACAAAGUUUUGUGAUGGAAAAGUCUUCCAUGCGUGUCUCAUCACUGCCCGUUGUGGUUGCAGUUUGUUUGUAAAACAAAAAUUACGUUUAUCGUGAAUUGAAAUUACUGAGUAAAACGCUAACCGAAAUAAAUCGUUUUAUCAUUCUAAUGGCACCCAA
Molecule: messenger RNA, 3704 nt
Organism: Ciona intestinalis (vase tunicate)
Lineage: Eukaryota; Metazoa; Chordata; Ascidiacea; Phlebobranchia; Cionidae
Source: RefSeq, a predicted model, not a curated record